Molecule: messenger RNA, 3942 nt
Organism: Oncorhynchus mykiss (rainbow trout)
Lineage: Eukaryota; Metazoa; Chordata; Actinopteri; Salmoniformes; Salmonidae
Source: RefSeq, a predicted model, not a curated record
CAACGUCGAGAAACGGGGUGCCUGAGACGUAUAAAGCUGCAACAUGGCGACUCUCCGAAGAGACUACGGAGAGUGGCGAUACAACCGUUUUUAAAACAUAUAGUUACGCCUCGUGCAAUGUGGCGGGAUUAGCACAAGCCUCGACACCCACAACAUUGUAAACUAUGUUUGCAGAGGCCAGUCUGUCUGUGUGGGGAUGGGGGGGUCUAGGAGUGGUGCUGUUCCUCAUCACUUUUGGACCCUUCGCUGUCUUCUACCUGGCCUUCUAUAUCUUCUGCUUCGUAGGAGGUGGUUUUGUGGUCACUCUGUUGUUUGGGAAAACCAACUCAGAAAGACAUCUAGAGAGGUGUGAACACUCCUAUCUUCCGGCCACGCAAACGGGUAUACUGAAGACAUUGGAUGAGAUGAGACUGGAGCCGAAGCCUAUACAGAUAGACAGGAGACUGACUGGCUCCAACUACAUAGACGAGCCUCUUCAACAGGUCAUCCAGUUUGCUUUGAGAGAUUAUAUCCAGUACUGGUAUUACACUCUGAGUGAGGAUGAUUCUUUUCUGCUGGAAAUCAGACAGACGGUCCAGAAUGCUCUGGUACAGUUCUCCACUCGGUCUAAAGAGGUGGACUGGCAGCCUUAUCUGACCACCAGACUGGUGGAUGACUUCGCUACUCACCUUCGAGUCUUCAGAAAGGCCCAGGACAGACUGGAGGACAGUAAACAGAGGGACUUGUCGGAGGAGAUGGUGGAGUCAUUCUUUGAGGCGGAGGUGGAGAUGGAGAGGAACAUCUGUAGAGACGUGGUCUGCACCUCCCUGAAGGAUGAAGAAGGGUUCCUGAGGGAUCUGUGUGAGGUGCUGCUCUACCUGUUACUACCUCCUGGAGACUUCCACAACAAGAACAUGAGAUACUUCCUCAGGGAGAUUCUGGCGCGAGGCGUUCUCCUUCCCCUGGUCAACCAGCUGAGUGAUCCUGAUUACAUCAACCAGUUUGUUAUCUGGAUGAUCCGGGACUCGAGCUGUAACUACGAGGCUUUUAUGAACAUCUUGAAGCUGACAGACAGAGUGUCUGAACUGGAGGCUGUUAAAGACAAGGCCCUGGAGGAACUACAGUACCUACGAUCACUGGACACCGCAGGAGACGAUAUCAAUGUAAUAAAGAACCAGAUCAACAGUCUGAUGUUUGUGAAGAAGGUCUGUGAGACCAGGAUACAGAGGCUACAGUCUGGGAAGGAGGUGGAUGCUCUGAAACUAGCGGCAAACUUGGGCAAGCUGUGCAUCAUACCCCUGGAGCACAUUCUGGUACACAACAUCGCCCUGCAGUUCUUUAUGGACUACAUGUUGGUGGCUGGGGCCCAGGCAGAGCUGUUCUUCUGGCUGACAGUGGAGGGCUACAGAGUAACAGCCCAGCAACAACUAGAGGUGAUGGAGGGAUGGCAGAAGGAUGGAAGGAAGGGAGGAGACACUAAAGGACUGCUGAAGGCUGCAGCACUAGGGGUGUAUGAACAGUACUUAUCUGAUAAGGCGUCCCCCAGGGUGCAGGUAGAUGAGGCGUCUGUUCUCCAACUGGGAGAGAAGCUGCAGAAGGACAGCGACCCCACGCCAGAGAUAUUCGACGACAUCCAGACCAAGGUGUAUGACAUGAUGCUUCGUGAUGAGAGGUACUACCCGUCGUUCAGACAGAGUCCCCUCUACAUCAGGAUGUUAGCUGAGCUGGACAUGCUCAAAGAACCCUCCUAUAGAGGAUCAGAUGACGGAGACGGAGAAUCGUUCAACGGUUCUCCAACAGGAAGCAUUAAUCUGUCUCUGGAUGACCUGUCGAACUCCUGCCAUGAUGACAAUAUGCAGCUACACGCCUUCAUCUCUGAUACAGGGGUGUGUAACGACCACGGCAAGACCUACGCCCUCUACGCCAUCACUGUGUUGCGCCGUAACCACGACGGCAGCGAAGACUCCUGGAAGACCUACCGACGCUACUCUGACUUCCACGAUUUCCACAUGAGGAUCACGGAGCAGGUGAAGUUUGAGAAUUUGACGGCGAUCCUGAAGCUGCCGGGGAAGAAGACGUUCAACAACAUGGACAGAGACUUCCUGGAGAGGAGGAAAAAAGACCUGAACUCGUACCUACAGCUGCUGUUGAAUCCAGAGAUGAUGAAGGCCUGUCCUACUCUGGUUCACUACGUCUACGACUUCCUGGAGAAUAAACAGUACAGCAAGGGGAAGGGAGAUUUCGCUCGCAAGAUGGAUACGUUUGUGAACCCCCUGCGUAGCUCGAUGCGUAACGUGUCCAACGCUGUGAAGGGCCUGCCAGACAGUCUGGCUGGAGGGAUGAACAAGGCUGCUGACAACAUGGGACGCAUGUCUGAGAAACUGGGACAGGACAUAAAACAGGCCGUGUUCAAGGUGCCUCCAAUGCUCCCCAAGUCUGACUUUGACCCAGAGCACUGCCGAGUCUCGGCCCAGCUGGACGACAACGUAGAUGAUAACAUCCCCCUGCGUGUGAUGCUGCUGUUGAUGGAUGAGGUGUUUGACCUGAAGGAGAGGAACCAGUGGCUCCGCAGGAACAUCAAGAACCUUCUGCAGCAACUCAUCAGAGCCACAUACGGAGACACUAUCAACAGGAAGAUCGUGGAUCAUGUGGACUUCAUGACAGCUCCAGAACAGGUGGCCGACUACGUCAAGAAGUUCCGGGAUUCGUACUGGCCCAACGGAAUCCUGGCCGAGUCUCCACCACGCAGGGACAAGAACAUCCGCAUGAGGACGAGGGUCGCGGCCAAGACCAACCUAUUGGGAAUCAUGCCAGAUGAGUUGAAGCACAUCAUCGGGGCGGAUACGACUCGUAAGGGAAUCCUUCGUGUGUUUGACAUGUUCCAACACGGACCAAUGAAUCGUCGGCUGGUCUACGUGCUCCUAGAAGGCUUCCUGGAGACCAUGUUCCCUCACUACAAGUUCCCUGAGCUGUUCGUCAAACUCCACUCUCGCUCGCCGCGCACAGCCAGAUACACACAGAAAGUCAAGAGCACCUUCCCGAAGAGGUGACAGGAGACUGGAAGUGGGCAGGGUUACCGGGUGACACCCGGUGUAAGAGAAAAGAGGGAGGAGAGUUGUGGGGAUGGUGUGUGCUGUUGAGAAGAGGUUAACGUGUGUGUGUGUGUAUGUGUGUGUGUGUUCUGCCCUCGUUCGAAGGGAUUGUUGGGACCAUCCUAGUUGUUAACUCUGCCCUGCUCUCCACUUCCCCUACGUGCCUCACAAACACACUCCUGUAGCGUGGACAAACUGAUUUGGGUUUUAUUUGUUUUAUGCUAACUGUUUUAUUGUAGAUGUGUUGUCAGACUGGCACAGCUGCUCUGAUGAGAGCUGCUCUGAUAUGCCCAGCAGGUGAUCUCACUUCCUGAUACCAGGCCGCGUAUACAGAAAUAGAUUGAUAGGGGAGGGGGGAACAUGGCAUAGAGGAUGCCAUGGUUUGUGAGACAGAAAGCAUCAACCACAUCCGGUUCUGCAAGGCGUUUGUUUGUCAAUGUGACAUCAUCAUCCCGUCAUAAUCCUCUAGAACACGAGGAGGCUGAGUUUGAUCUAAAGUCCACUCCCCCUUUUUUUAAUGCGCCUGUCAGUAGCCAUGACAACCACAGCUCUAACUGUUUUUGUUUGUUUGUUUACGGGGAUGAUGGACAGCUCUACUGUGCUUCAUGUUAAUGGAAAGCAGGAUAUGAACAGCUCCCCUGCCGGUGAGGCCUGGGUAAAUGUGAAAUGGCCCGUUCUAAUGGACUGACACCGUCUCAUAGUAAUCCACUACAUUUUGGAAUGAGACAGAAUGAAAUGACAGGCCAGACUGUGAAUGUUGCUGUCUGUAGAGUAGAAUAUACUCACUGGGCGUGUGCGUUUUGAGAGUGUGUGUGUUUUGUGAGUGUGUGUGUGUUUUGAGAGAGAGUGUGUGUGUGUCUGUUUUGAGAGU